AUGGUGGCCUACGGUCGGAGGAGGCGGAUCAUUCGGGUCUCCUCGAAUUUGGAGCUGAUGGAGGCCAUUGAGAAAGAAUUUCCGGAUUUGAGCACGGAGGAGUUCUGGAUCGAAUACUAUAACGAGUCCUUCCAGGAUUGGGUAGACCUGACAGAAGACGUAGUUCUUUCCAAGCAAGCCAGACUUCGGGUCCAGACUGUUGGGCCCGAGGUUGUAGAACCCACCUCGCCUGGACCUUCAGGUAGAAAUUCUCCUGCUCCGGUCCCUAAGCGGUUAUCAUCUGACUGUAAACCGGUCUCCGGUACAUUGGUGGAACCUCUCCAGUCAGCUGACUGCUAUGCUACUGCUGCUGGUAGCCCCGGUAAGUCUCAAUCUGGGUCGGAUUCCGAUGGCUCUUCCUCGGAAGCAUCUGCAGCUGGUUCCAGGAAUGGUUCUUCUUUGCGGAGUACCCCUCCUCCUAAUGCAAUGAGUCCGAAAACAGAAACGGAAAGUCAGACAGAGAACGAAUCGGAAUUCUCCGAGGAUUACUCGAGUGAGGAAGACAAGAGUAUAUACAAGUUUCUACUGAUGGUAAACGGAAAAAGGAAGCGAGUGGAAUUCCAGCAACUACGUGACCUCCUGGAAAUGUUGGAGGAGGACUACCCGGGGGUGAAUCCCGAUGAGAUAGUCUUCGAAAUCGAGUCUAUGGGAAACCCAGCGAAGUUCACGAUGAUACCCCUGCGUCUCCUUCCAAAAAGAGGUAAUCUCAGGAUAACCAUUCCCGUGAGAGACUAUCCUGAUUCCAUUCCUUCUUCCAAGACAAGCAUUCAUAAGAGAGACUCUUUUGAUUACGAUUCUCCUGACACCGAUGAGCUCCCGAUUCAGCCAGAAUUCAGCAAAAUUACUAUAGAUAAACCUCAUAAGACAACCCGGCUCCCCGUGAAACUGAAGGAAAUGUCACCCCUGUUGAAGAAAGCUGCCAAGGACAUCUACGAGUUGAAAACUCUUCCAAUCUACAUAGACAACGAGAAUCAUUUGGCCAAAUACGAGGUGGCUUGCCCAAGGGAUACAACGCUGAACGCUAACAGGAACAUGUCUCUCCUCCUAGUCGGAGGAACAGGAUCUGGGAAGUCCACGAUGAUAAAUGCUAUCGCCAACUUCGUGUUGGGGGUGGAAUGGGAGGACGAGUUCCGGUUCAAGAUCAAGACGGAGAAAGGACAGAAAAAGAGAUCCUCGCAAUACAGUCAAACGAAAUGGAUCAACUCUUACAUCUUUCAAUGGCAGGAAGGUUUCCGGAUCCCAUACUCUCUCACUGUCAUCGAUACUCCGGGCUUUGGUGACACUGACGGU
Messenger RNA from Darwinula stevensoni, 1329 nucleotides. NCBI's taxonomy places the organism in Eukaryota, Metazoa, Arthropoda, Ostracoda, Podocopida, Darwinulidae. The record is from the annotation of a GenBank genome assembly.